AUGCGGUUUUCCUUGAUAACAAUUGCUGCCCUGAUGGGUAUGACUUUUGCAACUCCAGUCCCCCAAGACAUCGACUUUGCUAUGGUCGAAGCUGCUUCUGAUCCAGUUACUACUGGUCCUCCUAUUGGCCCAACUGCUCAAUCUGUCGCUUACGAUGCUUCGACUGCAAUCGUCGCUGCUACUCAAGCUGUUGCAUCUCAAUCUGUAGCAAUCAGCGAUGCUGUCAAUGCCCCCAAGGUUAAGAGAACAGCGUGUGAAGCUCAACCAGCCGGUGCUACUGGAGCUCCCUCAUAUGCCUCUGAUUCUCCAUCUGCUUUUUUAACCAAUCCUGGAUUUUCUGAUGCUGCCUCCGCUGCUUCUACUCCAGCUGGAUACACACAAUCUUUCCAGAACCUCAAGACAUCCAACAAAAGUCACGAUAGCCGAGAAAUAACCGGAAACUCGCCUAGUGCCUAUGGGUAUAUGGGAAUCACUACUCUCGGAUAUUAUGAUUCGGAAUUGUGUGCAUCGAAAUGUUCGGCUAUCAACGGAUGUAUGGCCUUCAACCUUCGACGUACUAACGUGUAUGCAGACUUUGAACGUGAUCCAAGUGUCGAACCUGGAGGAUCAUGCGAGGAUUCCCCAAGUGUUACAAUGAUCAAAUGCGUGUUCUGGGGUGGCCCAGUUUCUAUCGAAAAUGCCGUAAACUCGGGACAAUACAGAGAUAAUUUUCAGGUCGCGAUUGCUGGAUCUAAUGGAUAUACGAAUAACAGCAUUGCUCCUAUCCCUGGUUAUGGAAAUGCACAAUACCUAGGAAAUGCUGCCAUUAAUGCGCCAUAUGAUUCACAAGGAUGUAAUACUUACAUGGGGUCAACAAUCUUCUCUACCGGCCCCUUCGAUGCAUCUCUCUGUGCCGCUUACUGUAGCGCACAAUCAAAAUAUAACCUUGAUCACCCUCCAUCUGAUGGAAGUCCAGUAAAGACUUGUCAAUUUUUCAAUACUUAUCUCCUUUAUGUCAACGAUCUUUCUCAUACACAAGGCCAAUAUUGUGCCAUCUAUUCUGAGGCAUGGGAUUCUAGCUACGCAACCAAUGUUGGACAGUACCGUGGAUCUGAUCAUUAUCUCAUUGGACUGUCAUAUACCUAUACCAACGAAACCAACCCAGGAUUGACAUCUGGAGAUAACACAUGCGCUGUUGCUCAAGCGUCGGUCGAGAUAUCCUACUCAUCUCUCCAACCUUGUUGUACCACCUUGCUCGGCUUCGCAGCUGAUACUGUUACUGCAUCAACUACCAUCACUUCAAUAUUUACAUCGACUGUGGUCUCUCAAACCACUACUACUGUAGCCAAUAAUACCCUUCCAAAAAGAAGCGACGUCACAGUGCAUCUAGCAAAUGGUACUCCUCUUAUACCUUUCAUGGUUGCCAAUAGCACCGCCACUCCAGCAAAACGCUCAGUUGCUGCUACGCCAGCUGGGCUCACCAAAUACCCUAGCACUGUUAUCUCCGCAGCAUGCUCCGCACAGGCUACCAAAGCGACUAUUGCCGUUACCGUCUACGUAACUGACUACGUCUCAAAACCCACUUCAACCACCACCACCUCUACCACCGCCACUACGGCUAGUGCUACCCCAUCCUUAGUCAUUGCCGCCGACACCGAGAAAUCCUAACACGUAACUUACGAAGACUAUUCCGGGUUGAAGAUCCUAACCGUAUCACCUAUCACCGCAAACUCCGCAGCCAAAUUCUAUCUCGACGGCACAUCCCUCUACUCAUCAGACAAAACCCGCGUCGCCGAUACCGACGGCGCGGGUACGGGCGCCCCAUCAUACAUUUUUAUGGACACACUUAGCUAUGCUGCAAAUUUUCCACUGAUAAAAUGUACACUGGGCACGUAUGAUGCAUCGGUUGGUGGGUUCCCUCUAUCGUGUAUCGGAGGGGCGUCUGCUCCCCGCCCCUUCUUCAAAGUUGGUGAUGCGAGCAGAUUGGUACUGGCUAAUAAGUUGGGAACGAAUGUUUAUAUCCCCUCUUUAUAUGCCAUUCCAGCUUGAGCGAGCAAGAGAGGAUGCGUGAGUGAGUUCGAAGACGUGGAAAUGAUGCCAUUAAUGAAGAGGAGGAGAGUGGAUUUAUUUCUUGCAGUGGUUUGGAG
This is a messenger RNA of Botrytis byssoidea, 2126 nucleotides long. RefSeq lists its product as uncharacterized. The coding region runs from base 1 to 1647 and encodes 548 amino acids. The record is from RefSeq and is a predicted model, not a curated record. Lineage: Eukaryota; Fungi; Ascomycota; Leotiomycetes; Helotiales; Sclerotiniaceae. The transcript is spliced from 4 exons.